UUCAUGAUAUUGAACUCGUAGGCAGUUGAAAUCAUUUCGAAAAAAAAAACACUACGUAAAACAGUAAAACAUAGAAAAUGCAUUUAAGUUUUUUCGUAAUUUGCGCAUUUUCUUUUUUUGUAAAAGCUGAUAACGAAGAUAUUCCUCCAGUUGAAGUAAUACAGGAUCCAUGGGGUGCUGACGUGUUCUGCCUGUUUACCUACAGCAGAUGGGCCAAGAGUUCGAAUAUAAAUCAAAUGUUCCCAAGUGCUAAGAGAGUUGGUGUAGCUCGAUUACCGUAUCACAGAUUGGAUUUUAAUUACUAUUCUGAAGAAGUGAAAGGCAGUCUACCAACUACAGUUCCAGAUUGUGGGUACGAAGUUUGGGGAGCCAUUUACUACAUACCAGUUCAAGAUUAUGAUCUAGUUGCCACGAAAGGUGGCAGGUUGAAUAACAAACGAAUAUUUCAAUUUGUUCAAAAUCCUGUCGAAGCAUACCUAGAUGGAAACAUUGAUACCUUUGUGAACUUGAAAUGUAACUCGUUCCAACAAUUAGUCCUGCCAGAGAAGUCGAUUUAUGGUCUUCCUUUGCCUGAAAAUCGUAGACCUUCGAAGCUGGUACUCGAUGGAAUGCUGGAUGCAUUUAUCGAUGCUGGAUUGCCAGAAAAAUAUAUUGAAGAGGUAUCGUGGUUGCCUAUCAGAAGUUGAGAUGAGUCUAUGCUUGCCAGUCAAUCGAAUCAGAAUAUUGAAUUUAAUAGAUCUCACAGAAUUAUACAUAUAAAAUUCCCAUAGAUAAUUAAUAAAUUAUUGUAAGCGCUGUCC
This is a messenger RNA of Planococcus citri (citrus mealybug), 800 nucleotides long. RefSeq lists its product as uncharacterized. The transcript is spliced from 3 exons. The record is from RefSeq and is a predicted model, not a curated record. The coding region runs from base 78 to 686 and encodes 202 amino acids. Lineage: Eukaryota; Metazoa; Arthropoda; Insecta; Hemiptera; Pseudococcidae.